GGAUACUCUUACCUGGGCAAGGCAGCCAGUGUGGAGGAACUGAGGGCCCUCUCUGGGAAGAAAUUCUUAUUGGAUCUUCAUCUCCCGGAGCUGCUGGUUUUCCCCCCGCAGACAGACUUCCACGACAACCUGCUAUACACUUCAGGACACAUAAUUCUGCAGGACAAGGCCAGCGGCCUCCCUGCCUUCCUGCUCCCCCCGGGUGCCGGCUCCCACGUCAUCGAUGCCUGCGCUGCCCCUGGCAACAAGACCAGCCACCUGGCUGCCAUCCUGAAGAACAAGGGCCAGAUCUUUGCCUUUGAUGUGGACACCAAGCGCCUGGCCACCAUGAACACCAUGCUCAUGCGGGCUGGGGUCACCGGCUUCCAGCUGGCCCAGCAGGACUUCCUGACUGUGGAUCCUGGAGACCCCAAGUACAGCAAAGUGACCUAUAUCCUCCUCGAUCCGUCCUGCAGCGGCUCAGGUAACGCGCUAGUGAACGCUUUCCCUUCCUGGCCCUGCCGAGGACUCGCCGCCUUCCCCGGGGCAGAGAGCUGCCUCCGUGCCUCUCCAGCAGACACGCUCACCCAGGGUUUCUUCGUGGCUGUCCUAGAGCGGCACGAGGAAGAGGCUGGCACAUGGCUCAGGCUGUUCACUCUUGUCUGCAGCUCCCUGCCUGUGGCAACUGAGAACGUGCAGCACAGAGAGGGAACUGAGCCAGGAGCAGCGCCCAAGAAGAGGAAGAGGAAAAAGCAGCGGGUGAAGGAGUGA
This is a messenger RNA of Apaloderma vittatum (bar-tailed trogon), 750 nucleotides long. RefSeq names its product NOP2/Sun domain family, member 5 (gene NSUN5). The annotation marks the transcript as partial. The transcript is spliced from 6 exons. Gene Ontology annotation, cellular component: nucleolus. The record is from RefSeq and is a predicted model, not a curated record. NCBI's taxonomy places the organism in Eukaryota, Metazoa, Chordata, Aves, Trogoniformes, Trogonidae. Gene Ontology annotation, biological process: rRNA base methylation. Gene Ontology annotation, molecular function: methyltransferase activity.